CGCUGCAGAGAUGGAAAACAGCAGAUUUCAACAGUGGAGAACUCUUUCAUUUACUGAAAAGAAGCAACAACAAGAGGGGUGAAGACAAGAAACCUUAAAAACUCUGGGAUAUAGACCGGAGGGUGAUAUGGCCGACCUUGUGCCAGGACUACUCAUUUGUUUAAUGGCAGUGCGAACCUUUCAGCAUGAUGGAAACAUAACCUGGACCAAAACCAGUAUCCCACCUGGUGUGAGACCAAAAACCUUCAAGGGGAGGCUGUACGAACUUAACCACACCCACCAGCUACCAGCCCUGCUACAUCCCAGCACCAACCCUAGGCUGUAUGUAAACUUGGAGGACCCAGUGACAGCCUAUACCACAGGGGUCCUCAGCACCAGGGUCAUUCCUUCAUCAUACAUCCUGGCCAUGCUGGUGGGUAUCCCCUCCAAUGCCUACAUUCUGGCCUUCCUCAGACUCAGAGCGAAGUCUUUGUCUACAUUACUUCUUUACCUGAACCUGGCCCUGUCUGACCUGCUGCUGCUGCUGUCCCUGGCGCUACGUGUUCACUACCACUUCAAUGGGAACAACUGGAUAUUUGGGGAAAUCUCCUGCCGGCUUAUCACAGCCUUGUUUUAUGGCAAUGUUUACAGUUCAGCACAAACUAUAGCAUGCAUCAGUCUGAAGCGCUACCUGGCUGUGGUCAGACCGUUUUUGUACAGAAGGCUGGCUAAGACUACCCUGGCAGUGUGGACGUGCUUGGUGGUAUGGUUCCUGUUCGGGGCUGCGAUUGUGCCCGAGCUCCUCGUCAGGCAGAGCUACCAGGUUAUCCAGCUGGGGGUAACCACCUGCCAUGAUGUACUUCCCCUAGACGAAAAGUCACAUUCCUUGCUGGUACCAUACAGGCUGAUGCUGGUUUGUCUGGGUUUAAUAGUGCCCUUUCUGAUUUGUAUCUAUGCCCAUGUGGCAGUGGUAUACCAUCUAGGGCAAUCUCGUUGUGACUGGAAACCGUUUAUCAGGGUCAGCACUCUAGUUUUCAUCAUCUUUGUGGUGUGUUUCUUGCCUAGCGGCGUCCUGCAUAUCGCCCACUACAUCCGCCUGUUUUCCAGCGGGGACGACAGACUGUAUGGAUACUACAGAGUAGCUGUUUGUCUCUGCUGCUUCCACAGUUGUCUGGAUCCCUUCCUGUGUAUGCUCAUUUCCAAGAUGGCAGCCUCAGAACUACAAUUCAUCUCCCUCCCCGGGAUAUCUCAGAGGCCGACUGUUACGACGUGAGACUGUAUGUGUCGGCACAGAAAAGCUACUCCUUGCUCGACCAUUGUUGGGAAACAGCAGGGAAGCAAAAACCCAGAAUCAAAGAUGGUUGAGUUAAACCUGGACACUGUGAACUAAACAAGGGCAAUACUGCCGUCUCUGUUGGGUCUAAAACAACACCAAGCUUUGUGACGUUUCAGGAAUAUUAGGAUCAGGAAGGGAACAUUUACACUGUGUCAAUGUAAGCUGAAACAAUGUCAGGGAUGUGAGGCUGCUGUGCAAAUCCAACAAAACGAAUGAUUAAAAUUAGAUUAGGUUAUGAAAUGUGAUGACAACACCGGUUUAUCCAGCUAUAUCGACUUUUUUUUUUUAUACCUUGCACUUUGAGGAUAUAAGAGGAGGAACAGCACCUUUUUCCAUAGAUGCUAUAUAAAUUAACAAAA
Molecule: messenger RNA, 1674 nt
Organism: Anoplopoma fimbria (sablefish)
Lineage: Eukaryota; Metazoa; Chordata; Actinopteri; Perciformes; Anoplopomatidae
Gene: f2rl2
Product: coagulation factor II (thrombin) receptor-like 2
Exons: 2
Coding region: 128-1252 (374 amino acids)
Biological process (GO): thrombin-activated receptor signaling pathway; phospholipase C-activating G protein-coupled receptor signaling pathway; blood coagulation
Cellular component (GO): membrane
Molecular function (GO): thrombin-activated receptor activity
Source: RefSeq, a predicted model, not a curated record